This is a messenger RNA of Schistosoma turkestanicum, 1514 nucleotides long. The record is from the annotation of a GenBank genome assembly. NCBI's taxonomy places the organism in Eukaryota, Metazoa, Platyhelminthes, Trematoda, Strigeidida, Schistosomatidae.
UAAGGAUUGACCGGAGUUAUAAAUCUUACGGAAAUGAAGAAAGAUUAUAAGUUGACUCAAAUGUACAUGCCUUUCUAUGCAGCUUGCAUAUCAGCUGCUAUAGGCUUUCUGUUCUUCUUCUUGUCGUUUUCGAGUCCUUAUUGGUUACAGUCGUAUGAUCGUGUACACAGUUCUUUUCUGCAUAUGGGGAUUUGGUCUGUAUGUUUUGACAAAUUUGUGCAUCCACAAGAUUAUCACGCGAAUGUACUGACCGGGUGCUUUUGGGUAUACGAUCGUUUUUUCUUCAAGAUUGGCAUAUGGCAGUGGCUAAAUCCAUAUUGGUUGAUUGGUGUUCAAGUUCUGAUAACUAUAGCAUUCACAGCAAAGUGCUGUGUUAUCUUGAUCCUUGUCCUGUAUCAUUUGUUGUUUGGUCAUCCAGCUGCUGAAUCAACUAUGGCUCUCAUUGGUGAGAUGUUUAUUGGGAUUGUGUUGACAAUAUGUAUUUUAGUAUUUGGUAUCAGUUCACAAAGUCGAAUAUGGAUGCCAAGACCUGAUCAAUAUUUCCUGUCAUGGUCAUUUGGUUUCAUUAUUCUAGCAGCAAUCUGUUCUUUUAUUUCAUCUGGUUUCUUAUAUUGUAUCAGUUAUACAGAUAGAGCAGCUCAAGAAGAAGUUGAAAAAUUCGAAGCUGUUGAAAAAAAUUAUGGUGGUAUUAUGCCAAGCGUUUUAUCUAUUGGUCGAAUAGGCAGUGGUGGUUUGUACAGUGGAGGAGGAUUGAGUGGGAUUGGUGGUGCAGGUGGUGUGGUAGUUAAAGUACCACCAACUGGAGCACGUCCUGAACAAGUCAUUGCAUUAGAUUCCGACUUACGACCUAUGGAUACAGGACAUGAGAGUAUGAGUUUAUUUUCACCAAGUAUUGCACCCACUAAUAAUAACAAUUAUUAUUAUCCCGCGAAAUCAUUAGAAAAACAAUCAGCACAUGUAAAGAAUAGUUCUUCUUCUUCUGAAUUACUAGACAAACAAACAUCAUCAACAAGUCAAGAAACACCGUUGUAUGUCAAUCAACCAAUGAAAAACUAUGCUCAUCCUUCCCAUCCACAUCGCACACAACAACACUCUAACACUUCAUCAUCCUUAUUGUCAUCCAAUAUACGAUCUCAUUCACCAUUAUUGAAUCCUCAUGAACAAGAUGACGGGGAAGCAGAUGACGGGGAAGCAGAUGUUGACGAUCGAUAUCGUACCAUGUUAUCUGGGAAUUCCGACAGACGGAAUACAAUGAUUCGACGUGACAAUGAUAAUAAUAAUAAUAAUAAUAUGCCAUCUCAAUAUCGUGGACAGUCAAUAAUACCAAGAUCUCAACGUGAUUAUCAUCAACAACAACAAAAUGCACGUUAUCCACAUUAUUGAAUAUUGAACAGAAAUUGGUUUUGUUUGUUUUACUAUUGUGAUCGAAGUUAUUGACAGUGUAUCAUAUAAAAAAAGUGUGUGUUUAGUUUUUCAAUUCACAGAAAAAAUUAAUUUUUUUAUGAAUAAAGAAA